AUGACGGAGAAACACGCAACAGAAGUGCAAUAUGAAGACGUGGACGACUUGACAUGGGGACGAUAUGACUCGGGGACGAUUUGGUAUCAGCGGGGACGAUUUUUCCAGGGGACGACUUUGAUCGGGGACGAUUUGACCGGCACCCUCCAAGAUGGAGAAAAGGAGCGGAAUCCUCCGGCAUCCACUGCCACUAGCGCAAGUGCAACCGAGGGAAGAAGUCCAAACAGGGAGGGGAUGGCAAAUCCUCCGGCAUCCACUGCCACUAGCGCAAGCGCAACCGAGGGAAGAGGUCCAAACAGGGAGGGGAUGGCAAAUCAUCCGGCAUCCACUGCCACUAGCGCAAGCGCAACCGAGGGAAGAGGUCCAAACAGGGAGGGGAUGGCAGUGGCAGACAGGAUAAUUGAAGAGCAAAAAGUGAAACGUUUGUUUGAAGAUGCUCAGGCUAGGGAGAGGAGACGUGCUCGGUUGAAUGACUCUCCCACCAUUCAAGAAGGCCAAGGGUUUAUAAUCAAAAUUCGGACCUCUUCAGGCGAUUCCAGCGUCAGGCGAUUCCUGCCUUCAGACCCUUUUUGCUUCCUAGUAGACUUCAUUGGUGCUCACAGUGAGUCAACAGAGCAAUUCAGCAUCAAUGUUGCCACAACGACAAGGCACAUUUCUUCCAUGUCGCCCGGACAAACGCCUCUGGGGGACAUGGGAAUUUCCUCAAACAUUGUUUUGAAUGUUCUUUGGGACACCUAUGAAACGGUUGUGGACCUCAGUGAAACAGAGGAAUUUGAAUUCAAUCAUGUGCCUGCAGGCACACCAUCGACUAAGCGCCGUAGAGAGAACCACAGUGAUGAUACCUUACUUGGUCCGGGUGAAUUACCAGAGCUCUCGAAUGAUGUUCAAGCAUCAACAUUGGAUAGUGGUGAUGACUUCAUGCCAGGAGAGGUGCUGCUUGCAACAAGUGCAGCCUCUGCAGCAGGAUCACAUUCAUCACCACCACCACCACAGUUCAGUCCACCAUCACAAUCGAGCCAAAGUUCUCCUGUACGUUCAUUAAGUCCUCGGUCUCCUACACCACCGCCAAGUCCUAGGCACCAGGUUCCUGCUGCUCCCAGCAAACGUGAUGAGAGUUCCUUGAAGGAACUAUUGACCUUGCUGCGGUCAUUGAUCAGCCCAGAUAACGGCACAAAUAACAUCAAUGUUGUCCGCAAUAAUGUGCUAGAUGGAGGUGGACGAGCUUUAAACCGCAAGAAGUUUAGAGAUGAUGGAAAGGUUUCCGUCAAAUUCAUGGACAACGCAGGGAUCUCGGAGGGAGCCCUGGACACCGGUGGCCCAAAACGGGAAUGGUUUACCCUUAUGUACCAGGCCCUCCAUAGGUCUAGCAUGUUUGCUGGGCCAGCAGGGGCAAAGAUGGUCGUACCCAGCCUUGCAGCGACUGGAAAGAACCUUUACAAAGUGUGUGGGCAGACAAUAGCCCUGUCCCUCGCUCACGGAUGUAGUGGUCCCCACUUCUUUUCUGACUUGUUAUAUGACAUGGUAACCUUGGGAUAUGAGGGAGCAAAACCAACUAUUGACAAUGUGUAUCCAGAGGAAAUCAGAGCAUUAAUUGAAAAGAUCCAUGAUGCUUCUGAUUUAAAUGAACUGCGUGAAGCUCUUAUGAGUGAUGUUGCAGCCUCAUUUCUUGAAAUAUCUGGCAACUUCAUCCACGUGAAAAGGCUGUCAGAUAAAACUAAGAUAACAGAGUCUGCAAUCAGAUUCCAAGUGAUUGACAGGGCAAGAUCCUGCGUUGACAGCCUCUGCUCUGGACUUGAAACUCUGGGUCUCCUCCCCAUGAUAAGGGCAAAUAGGGAAAAAUUCAGGCCUUUGUUUUGCCAUUCCCCAACUCCAUUGACUGCUGAAACCAUGACAAGUCUCUUCUCCCUCACAGUCACCGCUGAUAAAAAGAGCAACGAGGGCCAUAAACAGUCAGCAGCUGAGCUCGUAGAAUAA
Lineus longissimus is the source of this 1974-nucleotide messenger RNA. RefSeq lists its product as uncharacterized. NCBI's taxonomy places the organism in Eukaryota, Metazoa, Nemertea, Pilidiophora, Heteronemertea, Lineidae. The record is from RefSeq and is a predicted model, not a curated record. The coding region runs from base 1 to 1974 and encodes 657 amino acids. The transcript has 16 exons. Gene Ontology annotation, molecular function: protein binding; ubiquitin-protein transferase activity.